Molecule: messenger RNA, 1062 nt
Organism: Sturnus vulgaris (Common starling)
Lineage: Eukaryota; Metazoa; Chordata; Aves; Passeriformes; Sturnidae
Source: RefSeq, a predicted model, not a curated record
AUGGAGAUUAAUUGUGUGUCACAAAGCUCGGGAUCAAACUUAGAGGCUGAGGAUUUCCUGGGCCAGGCUUUGCAGGAGGAGCCGCUGGGCGCCCGGGCCCGCGAGCAGCGGGACUCGAUUCUCUGCCACCUCCAGCGCCUCAAAGCCAGGUACCACCUGGAAUUCCCAUCCCGAGGGGAGGAAGAGCACGAGGAAAAUUCCGAUGAAAUUCCCGGCUGGAAUUUCGGCCCUUCCCGGAUUUCUGAGGCCUCGUUCCCAGCAGAAUUCCAGCACGAGGGCCUGGAGGAGAUCCCACGGCCUGUCCCGUAUUCCGGGAAUAUUCUGAAGCAAGGAUACCUGGAGAAGAGAUCCCGAGAGCCCAGCUUUUUCGGCUCCGAGUGGCACAAGCGCUGGUGCGUCCUCACCCAACGGAAUUUCCUCUACUACGCCAACGAGAGAAGCAAGCAGCCCAAAGGCUCCUUUCCCAUCGAGCGCUACCAGGCUCGUCUGGAUUCCCAGCUCCGGAAAGAUUCCCGAAAAAAAUGCUGCUUCCAGCUGGUCUGUCCUGGAAAACGCUCCUACGAGUUCACAGCUCCGAGCCUGGCCGAGGCCCAGGAUUGGGUGGAGCAGAUCCAGUUCCUCCUCAAGGACCUGAGUUCCCUGACCAUUCCCUGCGAUGAGGAGGAGGAGGAGGAGGAGGAGGAGCUCUCCAAGGACCGGGACAGCUCUGAUUCCAUGAACAAUUCCCAAAAUUCCACCCUGAAUCUGGAAGAGACGGAGCUGGAAGGUGACGACAUCUAUGAGGUGCUGCCAGAUGAGGAGAUGGAGGUGCCACUUCCAGAGGAUGAGGAGAAUUCUGGGAGCGGGGAAGAAAAUUCCGACGAGGAUUAUUCCAGUUAUUACCAGGGAUUGUGGGAUUGCCGCGGGGACAAUCCUGACGAGCUCUCCUUCCAGCGGGGCGACCUCAUCCGCAUCCUCAGCAAGGAAUAUCACAGGUACGGCUGGUGGGUCGGGGAGCUCGGUCAGGAAAUUGGGAUCGUCCCGAGGGAAUUCCUGGAACCCGCCUUCGACCUGGAGGAGUGA